Rubroshorea leprosula is the source of this 1910-nucleotide messenger RNA. Lineage: Eukaryota; Viridiplantae; Streptophyta; Magnoliopsida; Malvales; Dipterocarpaceae. The record is from the annotation of a GenBank genome assembly.
ACCUUGCCGCCAUUCUGUGCUCCUCUCUCUUCGCCGCCACUGGUUGUUCUUGCCCGUAGGGCAUCUUCCGCCACACUGUUCUCUUUCUUGCUUAUUUUAGUUUACUCGACUGCAAUUUUUUACAAUUUUAAAUUUUAGGUUAUGAAGUAUGAACAGCAAAACAAAAACCCUUCAGAUGCUAUUCUUUCACUCCAAAACAGCAGCGUUCUCCCUUCAACUACCCCUGAAACGUCCUUACCUUUACACCCAGAAGCAGAACUAUGUCGAUGUGUAUAUGAAGUGGAAAAAAGAUAGGUUCUUUGAUUCAAUUGAGCACAUCCACAGGUCCAUAGAGCUCAAGCGUAUAAUUUCACUCAAGAACUGCUUCACCGAAGAUCCGAAUGGGUGUAUUCCAAUUUCUGCUGUAUCCAAGAGAGGACUUGAGUUUGAUAUACCCAUUAAGGUUGCUAGGUUCUUGAGGCAAUACCCAUCCAUUUUUGAGGAGUUUACAGGUCCUGAGCACAAUUUGCCAUGGUUUAGGUUGACCCCAGAAGCUAUCGAAAUUGAUAGGGAAGAGAAGAGGGUAUAUGAGGAAUGUAGGGUGGAUUUGAGGGAAAGGUUGAAGAGGUUCAUUUUGAUGAGUAAAGGGAAAGUGUUGCCUUUGAAGAUUAUUCAGGGAAUGCAGUGGUAUUUGGGGCUUCCUGCAGGGUUUUUGCAAAAUCCCGAGGUGAAUCUUGAUGGUUCUUUCAGGGUUGUGGAAAUGGAAGAUGGGUUGAAGUGUUUGGCUGUUGAGGGUAAAGGAAUUGUAUUCUCUGUGAUACAAAGAAAUUCAUUGAAGAAAGGUGUGUAUUCUGGUUUAUCAAUGGAAGAGGCAAUACCCUUUCCUCUUUUCCCAUCAAAAGGCUUAAGGUUGAAGACGAAGAUUGAGAAUUGGUUAAAUGAGUUCCAAAAGCUUCCUUACGUUUCCCCUUACGAGGAUUAUUCCAAUUUGGAUCCCAACAGUGAUUUAGCAGAGAAACGGGUUGUGGGAUUUCUUCAUGAGUUACUCUGUCUGUUUGUGGAGCACUCGGCUGAGAGGAAGAGGCUUCUCUGCCUUAAGAAAUAUUUUGGAUUGCCCCAGAAAGUCCACAAGGCAUUUGAACGGCAUCCCCUUAUGUUUUAUUUGUCUAUGAAGAACAAGACCUGCACUGCCAUACUUAAGGAGGCUUAUUGUGACAAACUUAGUAUAGGUAGGCAUCCUUUACUGAGGGUGAGGAAGAAAUACAUUAGCUUGAUAAAGGAAUCAGAGGUUAUUUUGAAGAGUAGAAGGAUAAAUAAUCGAUCUGUGAAUCAAAUAACUGUGGGGAAGGAUUUAGAUUCGGAUUUUGAGUCAGAUUCUGUGAAUGAAGAAGGCAGAAUAGAGAUGGCUGAAUGUUCUUAGUUUGUCUCCAUAACACAAAAAGAGCUUGCCUUUUUCUCAGAAUCUGUGCUGAUGAAUUAAUGAUAGCACUCAAAGGCAGCCAAAGUUGGUACCUUGGCAUUCAUUUCAUCUUUAGAGGUACUUCUCUAAUUUAGCCCACAACAUUUAGCUGCAAUAGGAUAAAACUGCUUCGAAUUUCAGCCAGAACAUAGGAUUAUGCAUCUUUGUGGAGGCAAAACUCUUGACAGAAUUAAUAUAUUUCCCAAAGCUUUCCCUUAUAUAGUUAUGUAUCAAGGUCAUUUUCUCCUAAAAUUUAAGUCACUACAAAUUGGUCAAUCCGUAAUGCUAGGGCCACAGUUUCCUCUUUCUGAAAUUUCAGUUUAAUAGUGGAUAUCAAGUUCAUUGGUUUUCUGCUAACGCCAAACCCUAGUUGUAAGAACAAGCACUUUAUCAGAUGUCUAUGGCCUUAUGGGGAUGUUUUAUUUAUGAAAUGAUGUUCUUUCAAGAAUAAUGAUAAAAGUGUCGAAUUUUA